This is a messenger RNA of Rhopilema esculentum, 4488 nucleotides long. RefSeq lists its product as uncharacterized. Lineage: Eukaryota; Metazoa; Cnidaria; Scyphozoa; Rhizostomeae; Rhizostomatidae. The record is from RefSeq and is a predicted model, not a curated record.
ACUAGGAAGGAGCUUGCAAUUGAUCUUGGCUUGUCGCUCGAUUUUUGAUGUGAACCAGUUUAGUAUGAAUAAAUAAUUUAUAAAGACAGGUUUAUUGGAGAGGUGCUGGUCAUUUAGUACUUGAGGAUAGGACGCUGAAAUUUAUUUGUAACUUUUUCUUAGGAGGUCAGCUGCUGACAACGAUAAUUCGCAACUUGGACGAUGGCGUCAUCUUAUGAACAGUUCCAAUUCUUGGACGAAGAAGGUCGUCAAGAGAUUUACAAAUGGAGCAAGCGACGACAGAAGAAAUACAAAGGAUUUGGGAGAUUUUUUUAUCUCAUGAAAAUAUAUGCCUUCGAUAAAAGUUUGCUAAAGAGUUUCGUUCACAAUGUCAAUGUAAUUGUUUUGGUACAGAUGAUAUUAGCUGGGAUUGUUACCUAUCUUUGUAGUUUUGCAGAUCUAUAUUUUGAAGUCCAUGUCACACUUUUUGUAUCACCACUUGUUUUUCCACUUGCCUUUUCUAUAAACACUGAUUUUCAAAGAAGAGAGAAAGUGUUAGAAGAUUUAGCUAAUUUUAAAGCAUCAACAAUGGUAUGGUUUUUCUGUGUAAGAGACUGGAGAGUUCCAGGUGUAUUUGAUGAAGGCUUCAUGAAAGCUGUGUCCAGUAAAACAAAAGGUUUGAUGUUUCAUCUCAGAGAGUAUUUAUUAACCGAAAAGGCACACAAAAGGAAUUUUAUACUGAGAGUUUUAUAUGAAGAUCUUAGUGAUGUGGCACAAUUCAAUGAAAAAAUUAGAGUCUCCAAAUUAAAUGCAACCUCACCACUCCUUUCAAGAGUUAUUCACUUGCAUUACUUGAUGUGCCUGUCAUUCGAACGACUGCGUGUCAUCAGAGAAUACAGAUCACCAAGGUCCAUCAGAUCAUUCACAAAAAUCUUCAUCUUUGCCUUGCCAUUGCUGCUGUCGCCAUAUUAUGUGUAUCUUGGGCGCCAAGUGAACAAUCGAUGGAGUCCGUAUUUCAUUGCAGUUCUUGUGGCUUUUUUAUUUGGAGCUCUGCAAGGUGUUCAGGACAAGCUUGACGACCCGUUUGACGGGAUGAGUGAAGAUGAUAUCAAUCUUGAAACACUUGACGAGUGGACAAUCCAGUCUUUAGAAGCAACAGCAAACAGGACGGUCAAAGUGGGCCGUUUCACAGUUUCUGUUCAGAAACAAGGCAAAGUUGAAUUCACAGCCUCUAUGAAUCCUCCUCCGGGUGGCGUAAAACGAGAAGAGUCUUUCGGAGUCAACAGGGCGCAUGCGAGAAAAAGCCUCGGGUUGCUGCCAUGGCAACGGCAGCUUUCACAGUUAUACAGCGAAGAAGAAAAUUCACCAGAUUUUGACGAGAUCAAUGAGAUGCACCCGUACAAAGACAUAUUGUCGAAUCUGCCGGGAAAUGCAACUAUAGUUCGCGGUGGUCACGUGAAGGAGAGAAGGAAUUUUGAAGAUAUUUUGCAAAAUACGUCAACACAAAACACAAUAGACCCAAAUUUUGAGCAAGGAUUCUUCCAAACCCCAAACAGCACAGUGCAGAAAACAAUCGACAGCCAGCAAUCACUAGGCAAGAAGGUCCAGUUUAAUCGAAUCUUCUAUGAAUCAAAAGAUUCACCAAGUUCGUCAAGACUUGAUCAGUUACCAGUCGACAAAGCUGAAGGGUAUCCGCCUGUAGCCUUCGAUGCCCCCAAAUCAUUUCGGUGCCUUUUCUUGCAAGACCAAGAUCACGUGAUACAACCAGAGCCCUUGAAGCGACAGUCCUCGUUACCAUCCUCAUACCUGAUCGAGGCUCCAGUUCAACGAAAAAGAAGCAUUUCCAAAGGGGGUUCAGAAAGUGCGAACAUGAUUGCCCACCCUGGUGUUGGUGUUGCUUCCUACAUCAACUCGAUGAACAAAGAGAAAUUACGGAAACUUUCCGCACCAAUCUUGCAUGCUGGCCAUAGCCCCAGUGAGGAGAAGGCCCCUGAUAUGAAUUCAUUUUCAAGUGAUGAAUCAGUUGGCAUUGUCAUGGAGAAAAGGUCAUUGCAAGAGUCAGGGCAGUCAAAUCAAGGGUCACUCUUCUACGUCCAAAAGGCAAAGCCUGUCAGCCUGUCCACUAUAUCGCCUGAUUUCAAAGAUGAAGCUACACCCACGCUCAACGGUGAUUCUGCAGUUGAUUGGAGGAAUUCAAGAAAUGGUAAGCAGUCAGGUAUUGGCGACGAAGGAGUGAAGUUAGAAUCGGUGCGACCAAAUAAUGACGAUAGACAGGUUGUCAUAGAGAUAAGGAAGGCCAACUCAAAGACGAAACUACUUGGAGAAAAUGAUGGAAUUGACAAUGAGGUUGUUGACAAACUUCAUGGAACAAAGAAAACCUCGCCUGGAGGGACACCUAAAGAGCAAAGGAAAGCUCCCAAGAAAAAGUUCGCAGUGACAAAAGGUAACCUCGAUAUCAAGCUAGCAACCCCUGCGGGGAGCAGCAGUGACAGUCUGUCAAAAGUUGUAGGUAAACUGAAAGACGAAGAGGUUUUCCUGUAAUUCCAGGCAAGCGUGAAUGAUCUCUGCGUAUGUUUCACUGGCGUUAAGCAACACUUGCUCUGGAACUUGGAGUUCACUUGCCGCCGCUUGGUAUUGGCCAAUUGGUAUUGGCUCCCUUACUUGAUAUGAAUGGAUCAAGUUUCUCUUGCUUGUCUUUCAUCGUCAUUAUUUUUUAGUUGGUAUGACUUAAAGGUUUUGAAUCGUGACGACACAUUUUUAGAACGUUGUAAUUCAAUUGGCCAUCAAAACCAAUGAAAUUUUGCAUUAAAUUUUCAGAACCAAAGCCAGGUAUUAUACUGUCUAAAAACAAACGAAACCCUACAAAAUCAAUUUUAAGGCUAACAACCCUUGGAUUUAACUACCUCCCAACUUUUCCUGUAUAUCUCCCCAUACAAUAUUAAUGACGUUCAUUGCCAGUCAGAUUUCUAAUCAUAGAAAGUUGAUAUAAAGCAAUAUUGUAAUGAAGUUAGGAAAACAACUUUUUAAAACAAUGAAGAUUUUUUGAUGUUAUAACAAUUUUGCCUAGAAGUGUAGGAGGGAAUUUCUCCCAAUGUCACUCUGAAAAGGUUUGAUCCUGUUUUUCUGCACUGCAAAAUUAAUUGUAUUUCAUACAGAUUUUUAAGUAGAUGGACUCGAAACUAUUAUAGGGUUUCUAUUGACUUUCCCUAAGUAUAAAAACAAGAAACCAUGUGCAAUCAGUAUCCUUAGAAUGAAAGAUAAUGCUUUUCGAUCUAAGAUAAGCCUUUAUAAAGCAAAUUGUGAUUUUACUCUAAAUUUAAAUCAUUUAAUUUGAAUUGUCGAGUUUUAAACUGAAAUCGAAGCAGCUUGGUGUGAAACUAUAGGAAAGUUUUCGAGCGUAGAUGGGGUGAAUUAGAGUUUUGAUACAUAGGUUAGUAUAAAGCAGGAAAGAAAUUUUUAUGAAUUGUUUUAGGCGAACUGCUUUAGGUAGACAUCGAGUUUACUGUUGUAUGCAAGUAUGAUAUUAUAAAUAUAUCAUUUCAUUUGCCUCGAAAUAAACAACUUUAAGAUUUUACUUCGAUAGGAAUUACAAAUUCCGUUUUUCAAUCAAAAAUUUAUAGGACAUUCAGUAGGCAGGCAGUAACUUACUUGUUGUUUUGGUUUUUUUAUUUUGCAUCCUUUGACCUUCUUUUGCAUGAAAAGUGACAAAAGGGGAAACUUUGCAUGCUCGUUUCAUUACUAAUUCGAAAUGAAGCUUGCGUACUCGUUAGAAUGUGGACACCUCAAUUGACCAAGCCCCCCCCCCUCCCUCUAGCUCUGUGUUUAAAGAUAAUCCCAAGAGCUUUAGAGGAACAGACGUGGAUAUUCCCUUGUCACUGUUAAGUGCCCCAGUGGAUUUCUUUGAAUGUGUAGUACGAAUGGAGCGUGCAUUCUUUAAACUAAUUAUCAGAACGCAAAGAUGUUGGUAGACAUGGCGUGGCAUGUUGAAGUUAAUCACAGGUACUGCGAAAAUCAUUGUUAAUUUAAGACGUCAGUACGAAGAUGUUUUAUUUCAAUUUGCCAUAUCCUUUUAUCACUAAAGUAAAGCAUAUCGUAAGAUAUUCCUUUGUACCUAUAGCAAUUUUUGAUAAACAGGAUCUGCAUAACUUUCGCCUUAUUGAAACAAAGGAAACAUGCCCCUUCUCGUUUUCUGAUAUUCUACACGCAUUUAUCAGGCAGCUAAAGGUACAUAUGAGACUGUUCCCUGACAGAAAUGUGUCAUCUCCCUAAGUUCACAAGAUACUGCAAGGUUCUUUUCGUGCAUUCUCUGGCCUCGUGUUUCAAACCUCCUGCUUCCUCCCGUCCUGCCGUGAAUCUCGCCUAGUUGAAAACGAACAACGAUCCUAGUCUUAAAGCACAAAGCAAUCUUCGAUGUUAGUAGAACAUUGCCGUUUAGAAUUUCAAUUUAUUUAACACAGCAUUUGCUGUUUGGAUGUUUUGAAAGAUUGAAAAGAUACAUUAUUUUAUUAA